AUGCUGCCCACGCCCUUCUCGGUGAGGGACAUCCUCAACCUGGAGGCUCCCGGGGGGCCCCGCGCAGCCCCCGCGGCCCGAGCAGGGCAGGACGAGCCGCGGCCGCGAAAAUCUCUGCUCGCCCCGAGCUUUGAGGCCGAGGAGGAUGGCGGGGAGCCCCGGCAGGCGCCGGGGCAGCGGCAGCGGCGGAAGCCGCGCGUUCUGUUCUCGCAGGCUCAGGUGCUGGAGCUGGAGCGGCGCUUCCAGCGGCAGAAAUACCUGUCCGGGCCCGAGCGGGAGCAGCUGGCGCGGCUGCUGCAGCUCAGCCCCACGCAGGUGAAGAUCUGGUUCCAGAACCGGCGCUACAAGAGCAAGCGGCAGCGGCAGGAGCGCUGCCCGGCGCCCGCCGUGCCCGCGCUGCCCCCGCGCACCGUGGCGGUGCCGGUGCUGGUGCGGGAUGGCAAACCCUGCCCGGGGGGCUCCCGGCCCUUCCCGGCUCCCUGGGGAAUUCCCGGCCCUUUUCCCUACAGCUCCUGGCACGGCGGCGGCGCUUGCGGGGCGGGGUGCGGGUACCCCGCGGUGUCGCCGGGUGCCACCCCCGGCGGUGCCCAGCGCCAGCGCCCGGCUCUGCCCGCGGGAAUCGGCGCCGGGAGCCGGAGGUGA
Molecule: messenger RNA, 642 nt
Organism: Haemorhous mexicanus (house finch)
Lineage: Eukaryota; Metazoa; Chordata; Aves; Passeriformes; Fringillidae
Gene: NKX2-6
Product: NK2 homeobox 6
Exons: 2
Coding region: 1-642 (213 amino acids)
Biological process (GO): regulation of transcription by RNA polymerase II; cell differentiation
Cellular component (GO): nucleus
Molecular function (GO): DNA-binding transcription factor activity, RNA polymerase II-specific; RNA polymerase II cis-regulatory region sequence-specific DNA binding
Source: RefSeq, a predicted model, not a curated record